UCCUUUACCAUCAAGAAUACAUAAAACAAGCCCUGGCUUUCGAAACAAGGCAUUACUGCCAAAACAGAGCUAAGAAAACUUUGCACAGUAUCCGUGACUGAGCUGAGGGUACAAUGCAGUGCUAGCUAAAAAGUGAAUACAUGAAAAGUUAAAAUGGAAAAAAUCAUCGUGAUGUUAUCGUUAGCCUUAUCAGUAAACGCUUAUAAGUUCUUCUCGAAUAAGCUGGAUAACGAACCAUCCUUGUCAAUACUGUAUACACACGACAAAAGCAGCGACGCGGUGGUUCAAGACUGCCUCAGCGAGAUGUAUCCGCGCAAGCUCUACAAGUAUCCUCUACGUAUUGAUAGAAACGACGUGCCUUGCAUAAUACAUUGUGUGCUCAAGAAGUUCAAGAUUAUGACUAAUGAUGGAGUGAUCAACGUAAGAAAUUACUACAGAAGAGUGGCGGCUAUACAUAGAUAUGACCCAAGGAUUCUCAUUUCGGAUGUGGGCGACACGUGUGCGAAGAAUAUCAACAAUAUGAAUUUAGAUCACGAUGUGUGUAAGAAGGCAAAAGUCUUUAACGACUGUACGCAGUUAUAUGCCAUCUCAUUAACGGAAAACUACAAAUAAAU
Molecule: messenger RNA, 614 nt
Organism: Cydia strobilella
Lineage: Eukaryota; Metazoa; Arthropoda; Insecta; Lepidoptera; Tortricidae
Exons: 2
Coding region: 154-612 (152 amino acids)
Molecular function (GO): odorant binding
Source: RefSeq, a predicted model, not a curated record